UAUCGAAGAACCAAGAAACGGCUACAGAGAGAGAGAGAGAGAGAGGUGCGCAAACGUGGGGUGGCGCUUGGAGAAUGGCAGCGUAGCCGCCGGCGGAGGCCGACGGAGAAACAUUGUCGGUCGGAAGUAGAAGCCCUUGCCAAUCUCGGGUGAAGCUUUUGAUUCUUCAUCGAGCUUCGUCACGCCCAAAAUCAAUCCGAGCUAUCGGAAAGUCUCGAGCUUUAACGAGUUCCUGCCCUGCGUAUGCACGCGCAGAUCAGAUGCGCGUAAUCCGUCGCUGUUGAGCACUUGGAAAUCAAGAUCUUCUCGGCUCGUCGGGUAAUUCAUGCAUUGCUCAUGUUGUCUAUUUGACUUCUCCUUGCGAGCUCGCCUUAAAAGGUGCUGUCUUUGGAAUUGAGUUUCUUAUCUGUUGAAUUGCUACGACAUUGAUCGUGGGGUCAUCAUGCAUUCCGGAAAGAAACUUGCUCAAAAAGAAGAUGGCGACUCUUGCUUUUUGAAGGCAGAAUCUGGAUCUGAGGUUCUUGCCUCACUGAUAUUCAGAAAUAGGAGAAGGAAAAAGCACAAACAGAAACUACAAUCUCCUGUAAAAGCGAGAGGCUCAACCCUUGCGAAGAAGAUGCCCAAUAACUCUAUCAGAAAGAGACUGGUAUGUAGGAACAGCUCCGAUAAAGAAAAACUCAUAAAUUUAAAAGUUUUUCGUCAUAGGAAAAUUGAAAUAGUUCCCAAGAAGCUUUCAUCCCCUCCAUCUCUGGAAAGAGAGCCUGUACCUAUUGCUUCUGACGAAAAUGUGCAAAGCGCGAAUGAGGAUGUCAAAAUUAAAAGGCUGAGAAGGAAGAGGAAGAAGAAAAUAAGAAAGCAUUUUUCGGAUUUAGAUGAAGCUUCACGAUUGCAGAGGAGAACAAGAUACCUUCUUAUUAAAAUGAAGCUGGAACAGAACCUUAUUGAUGCUUACUCUGGGGAAGGCUGGAAAGGUCAGAGUCGGGAAAAGAUCAAGCCAAUAAAGGAAUUACAAAGGGCCAGGAAGCAGAUACUGAAUUGCAAACUUGGAAUACGUGAUGCUAUUCGACAGCUAGACUCCAUGAGUUCAGUGGGCAGCAUUGAAGACUCUGUGAUUGCUCCUGAUGGUUCUGUUCACCAUGAACAUAUAUUCUGUGCGAAAUGCAAGACAAAUGAAACUUUUCCAGAUAAUGACAUCAUACUCUGCGAUGGGACAUGCAAUUGCGCUUUUCAUCAAAAAUGUCUUGAUCCUCCACUGGAAACUGAAAGCAUUCCCCCAGGAGAUCAGGGCUGGUUUUGCAGAUUUUGCGAGUGUAAGAUGGAAAUUAUAGAGUCAACAAAUGCACAUUUGGGGACCCACUUCUCUCUUGACAGCAAUUGGCAGGAUAUAUUCGAGGAAGAAGCUGCAUUGCCUGAUGGGGGGAUUCAGGUACUUGAUCUAGACGAAAAGUGGCCUUCAGAUGACUCUGAAGAUGCUGACUAUGACCCAGAAAAGAUGACAAACACCGGCGUCAGCUGUGCUGGCAGUGAUGAUUCUCAAUCAUACGACUCAAGUAGCUCUACCAGCUUGAGUUGGUCAUUAGAUGGUGAAAUUUUGUCAGGACCAACAAUAUCAGGCAAGGGAGGGUUUAGCUAUCCUGAGGGCAUUGCGGGGUCUGAUGUAUUAAUGGACACGGACACUGUAUGUGGCCCCCGACAGCGAAAUGCUGUUGAUUAUAAGCAGCUCUAUAAUGAAAUGUUCGGUAAGGAUACUCCUGCCUGUGAACAAGCCAGUGAAGAUGAAGACUGGGGUCCUAAUAAAAGAAGGAGAAGAGAAAGGGAAACAGAUGCAGCCAGCACCCUCAUAACUCUCUAUGAAAGUGAGAAAAGCAAUCCAUUUGUUGACCAAGCCUCAGAAGGUGAUAAGAAACUCUCUGCAGAAGCAAGAAUGAGAAGGCGGAUUUUCAGAAUUCCUCCGAUUGCAGUUGAGAAGCUUCGCCAAGUAUUUGCAGAGAAUGAACUUCCCUCAAGAUCUGUCAAGGAAAAUCUUGCUAAAGAGUUUGGUCUUGAACCUGAGAAGGUUAGCAAAUGGUUCAAGAAUGCACGGUAUAUGGCGCUCAAAACAAGGAAGGCUGGGGGUGCUGAUCAAUCUCCAAAAUCCCCGCAAAUGCAUGGAGAAUCUGAACUAGCAAAAAUGAAGAAAGGGACUGUUCCUCUUCUAUCUAAUGAUGCCUCAACAGACAUUGAGUUCCAUUCCUCUCGAAAUUCUGAGAAAGUCGUCCAGCAAGAGAGUACAAAGUCGCUACACAAGAAGGGUUCGCCUAUGGUACCUGAACAUAGCUAUAAGAACUCAGGCAUGACUUUGCUGUAUCAGGAGAAUUUUGAGUUCGACGACAAUAUGUCCUUGAAACAAAUAAAGCUAUUGAAAGGAAAACCAAAGGACAGGAAGAGGGUUGACUUCGCAGCCAAUGAGGGAUUACGAGAAAGAGAAGCUCAGUUGCUGGAGCUAUGUCAAAUUAGAAGUAGGCUCGAUAGUUUGAGGAAGAGAAUGCUUACAUUUCGGUCGAGUGAAUCUAAGGCUUCAGAGGAAUUGAACUUUUGUAGACCAUGUGUAGUCUAUGUUCCAGUAGCAGAACUAAAGGAUAGAGCUUGAUUUUUUUUGCACCCUUUAGUUCCUUGCUCUUUGUAAAAGCAUUUUCAGUAUAUGCAUGAGAGGGUUACAUUGAUCCAA
Syzygium oleosum is the source of this 2707-nucleotide messenger RNA. Its product is annotated as pathogenesis-related homeodomain protein. The transcript has 11 exons. Gene Ontology annotation, biological process: regulation of DNA-templated transcription; chromatin organization. The record is from RefSeq and is a predicted model, not a curated record. NCBI's taxonomy places the organism in Eukaryota, Viridiplantae, Streptophyta, Magnoliopsida, Myrtales, Myrtaceae. Gene Ontology annotation, cellular component: nucleus. Gene Ontology annotation, molecular function: chromatin binding; DNA binding. The coding region runs from base 443 to 2629 and encodes 728 amino acids.